AUGACAGAACCAAUACUAGAGGUCGCCGAGACCAUCCAGACUGCGUCGAUAGUGGAGAAUCCAUCUGCGGCCCAUGAUGUGAACCCUUCUACCGCAGCUUCGGAGAAGAAGCCAGUUGUUGCAGCUCCAGACUCUGAUGCUGGUAGUUUGGCAUCGGACAUUGUUGACCCUAGUCGGGUGAUUCGACCUCUCCGUCGCCGCCCAACGUUACCUCCUCUACCAGACUUGCGAUUCGAACAAAGCUAUCUCGCAAGUAUCAAAGACGCCGACACAUGGGGACGAGUAACAUGGAUCACUGUUAGGGAUCAGGUGCUUCUUCCUCUAAUUCAGGGCACUCUCUGGACCCUGGCGCUAUCUGGCUGGCGAUUCUGGAAUCGCAAUGCCUCCUUAAGUGGACAUACACUUGGUAGUAGAAUCCGCCGAUGGUGGUACGAAGUCAACAAUUGGAAAGUGCCUCCAGUCGGCUGGACAAAGGAUCCGAAGCUGGCCUCGCAAGCUGAGAAUGAGUUUUUACAGUUUUAUGAUGCCGAGUUCUCCACUGCUGGGUCUGCUUGA
Penicillium diatomitis is the source of this 555-nucleotide messenger RNA. RefSeq names its product DUF1770 domain-containing protein. The record is from RefSeq and is a predicted model, not a curated record. Bases 1 to 555 code for a protein of 184 amino acids. The transcript has 3 exons. Lineage: Eukaryota; Fungi; Ascomycota; Eurotiomycetes; Eurotiales; Aspergillaceae. Gene Ontology annotation, molecular function: mitochondrion autophagosome adaptor activity. Gene Ontology annotation, biological process: mitophagy.